Molecule: messenger RNA, 210 nt
Organism: Caenorhabditis elegans
Lineage: Eukaryota; Metazoa; Nematoda; Chromadorea; Rhabditida; Rhabditidae
Gene: C07D10.6
Product: Ovule protein
Exons: 2
Coding region: 1-210 (69 amino acids)
Source: RefSeq, marked reviewed
AUGAAUUCAUUCGUCAAUCAAAGUAUAAGAAUACAUCCCUUGGCAAUUUAUUUGUUGCCAUGCUUGACUUUUACACCAGAAUCUGCCCAUUUGGAACUGGUAGAAUUAUUCUUGAUAAAGGAACAUUUCCACCACUACUUGAACAUGAAACUGAUUGUCUUGUUUUUGAUUCGAUUCUUCUCCGUCGAACAUCUGAUAAGUUUGCCCUAA